AUGUCCGAGCAUACAAGCAGCAGCAUCGUCCCUCCGGCGCAGGACCUGUAUGCGGCUCCCGCAUCCGCCUCGCUCUACCCGCCGACGAAUUCAGUCGACCAGGCUCACGGUUCCGACGUUCCGCGCGCCGACGCCUCGUCGAGCAACGGCCACGGAGGGUCAAAUGGAUCCUCCAUCAGUGCGCCGGCUUCGGCCUCGUUCGGCACGGAUCUUCCCGCGGCGACGUCGGCGCAGCCACCUGGGCCAGCCAAUGGAGACGGCGGCAUCAAGCGUGAGGAUGGGCAGCAGCAGCAGCAGCAGCACGCCGGUGGCGGCGUCGAUGAGGCGGCCGCCGGCCGCGCCUACCCAGACGGCGGACCGACUGGCAUGGAGCCGCCGGCCAAGAAGGCGCGCACCGACGACGCUUCCGAGGGCCAAGGGUCCGGUGGCCAGCAGGAUGCGCCGCUCGAGAUCACGCCGCAGCAGGUCAAGUUUGCGCAGAACACGAUCAAGUCGCUCAAGAACCGGCGGGAGGCCCUCGCCUUCCUCCGGCCCGUCGAUCCCGUGGCCAUGGGCGUGCCCCACUACCCGCAGGUGAUCCGCAACCCCAUGGACCUCGGCACGAUUGACAUCAAGCUGGCGCUGACGGCCAUGGUGCUCAAGCCCAACGCCAAGCCCAGCGAAAAGGUCAAGGCGGCGGCCGAGUGGAAGCUCGACCCGUCGCGCGACUACUACCGCAACUUGCGCCAGUUUGACGCCGACGUCCGACUCGUGUUUUCCAACUGCGCCACCUUCAACGGCCCCGACAGCCCCUUCACCGAGUCGGCUAGGGUGCUCGAGGCCGCUCACGACAAGUACAUGAAGGAUGCGCCUGCCGCGUCGGCGCCGCGCGAGAUCCACCCGCCGCCGUCCAAGGACCUGCCGUGGGCCAACGAGCCGCAGGGCGCGACGUCGUCGGUGGUGCGCAAGGCGGCCAGCCGAAAGGCGGCCAGCCGGGCGGGCAAGCUCUCUGCGCGCGAGGAGGCGCACUACGCCAAGGUGGCGCUGGAAGAGAUCAAGUUCUGCACGCGGGUGAUUGACGACCUGAUCAAGCCGACCUACCAGCACCUGGCCUGGGUGUUUUACGAGAUGCCCGAGCGCAACCUGGACUGGUCGCCGGCCUACUACCAGCUGAUCAAGCGGCCGACGGCGCUCAAGGUGAUCCAGCGCAACAUCCGGGCGGGCAAGUACGCCGACGCCGAGGAGUUUGACGCCGACAUGCAGCUGCUGUUUGGCAACUGCUUCCUCUUCAACCCGCCCGACUCGGACGUGUACGCCAUGGGCAAGGAGCUCAAGGGCAUCUACGAGGACAAGAUGAAGAAGAAGCCGGCGCCGCCGCCGCUGCUGCCCGACUACGAUGACAGCGAUGCCGAUGAGGACGAGGACGCCGAGGGCGACGACGACGACGACGGCAUCGACGCCGAGGCGCUCGAGCGCCUGACGGAGCAGAUUGCGGGCCUGCAGAGCACGCUGGCGACGCUCGAGGGGGCAAAGUUCCAGAACCACGAGCUCAUCGCCAACACCAAGCAGCUGCUCUCGUCGCUUCAGCAGACGUACGCAUCGUCGGGCAGCACCGCCGCGCCCAAGAAGGCCAAGGCCAAGGCGGCGGCCGACGACGACGUGCGCGUGGUGACGUACGAGCAGAAGGAGGAGCUGGCGGCCAAGAUCCAGGAGCUGUCCGAGGAGCGUUUGGACGGGGCGAUCCGGAUCAUCAACGAGGACAAGCCGGCGGGCCAGGCCGACGAGGAGGAGAUUGAGCUCGACAUUGACGAGCUGUCUGCCAAGACGCUGUACAAGCUGUACAAGUACGUGGUGCGACCGAGCAAGAAGGCGGCGGCUGCGGCGGCGGCGGCGGCCAAGAAGGCCAACGGUCGUUCUGCGCCGCUCGACGGGCGCAAGCGGGGCACGGGCGGGCUCAAGAAGAAGAACCUCGACGAAGGCGAAGAGGCGGAGCGUAUCCAGAGGCUGCAGCAGCAGCUGGAGCAGUUUGGCAAUCCGGAAGCGGCAGCAGGCAAUGCAGCUGCGACGGGGAUGCACGACGAUCUGGUACACUCGGACAGCUCGUCGGAUGGCGAGAGCGGCUCGGACUCGGACUCGGACUGA
Molecule: messenger RNA, 2121 nt
Organism: Pseudozyma flocculosa PF-1
Lineage: Eukaryota; Fungi; Basidiomycota; Ustilaginomycetes; Ustilaginales; Ustilaginaceae
Exons: 4
Coding region: 1-2121 (706 amino acids)
Biological process (GO): regulation of DNA-templated transcription; chromatin remodeling
Cellular component (GO): chromatin; nucleus
Source: RefSeq, a predicted model, not a curated record